AGGAAGGGUGGCGGUUCUUGAAGGCCUGUGUGCGUUUAGAAGCCUCCCGGCGCUCCACCACCUGUCUGGAGUCAGCCCCCUUCUCGGGCGUCUCUUCGAGUUUCCUCCCCAUAGGCUUGUUCCUGGGAGUGUGGGCGGCCCCAUUCCUGAGCGCUGAAACUCUCUCCCCCCGCUCUCCACCCCCCGCCCUGCACACCAGCCUUUCUAUUUGCCUCAGUCACUUCCUUCCUCAGCCUCUUCCUCCCCAGUUCGUGGAGAAGAUAACCAGUCCGCACCUGCGCGGCUCCAGUUUUUCCUUAGAAAAGAAAAGGAGGUGAAGAGGCAGCAAUGAAUGUGGAUCACGAGGUUAACCUCUUGGUGGAGGAAAUUCACCGUCUGGGUUCAAAAAAUGCCGAUGGAAAAUUAAGUGUGAAAUUUGGGGUCCUAUUCCGAGAUGACAAAUGUGCCAACCUCUUUGAAGCAUUGGUAGGAACUCUCAAAGCUGCGAAACGAAGGAAGAUCAUUACAUACCCAGGAGAGCUACUUUUGCAAGGCGUUCAUGAUGAUGUUGACAUUAUAUUGCUGCAAGAUUAAUGUGGUUUGCAUAGCUUUGUUUAUUGGUUUUUGUUUGUUUCUGCUAAACUGGAAUAUUAUGUCAAAGGACAAACACACGAGCAUACUUAGUGUAUUUUUGUAGAACUUUGUAACAAAAGGAGACUCAUUUUAGAAGUCUGUCCUUUUUUAUAUCUUGAAAGCAAACUUAUGUGUUACACUGUAAGACAAACAAAACCUAUUCUUUUUCUCAGGAAUCUGGUUGGGAAAUGUAGGCAGUGAGGCUUUUUUGGUGCAGGUACAAGAGUGUUUCAUAAAUCAUUCUUAGACAAUUUCUACAGAUAUUUGACAUUCUGUGAAAUCACGAAGCAAACUUGAAGACCAGCUCCCACAAGGAAUAUAACGUUUAUGUAAUAAAAACAUGGAACUCUCUUAA
Molecule: messenger RNA, 967 nt
Organism: Phacochoerus africanus (Common warthog)
Lineage: Eukaryota; Metazoa; Chordata; Mammalia; Artiodactyla; Suidae
Gene: ABRACL
Product: ABRA C-terminal like
Exons: 3
Coding region: 328-573 (81 amino acids)
Biological process (GO): regulation of actin filament-based process
Source: RefSeq, a predicted model, not a curated record